Molecule: messenger RNA, 470 nt
Organism: Dipodomys ordii (Ord's kangaroo rat)
Lineage: Eukaryota; Metazoa; Chordata; Mammalia; Rodentia; Heteromyidae
Gene: Sec61g
Product: Sec61 gamma subunit
Exons: 4
Coding region: 95-301 (68 amino acids)
Biological process (GO): protein targeting; post-translational protein targeting to membrane, translocation
Cellular component (GO): membrane; Ssh1 translocon complex
Molecular function (GO): transmembrane protein transporter activity
Source: RefSeq, a predicted model, not a curated record
CGUGCGUAGCGUCUGCAUUUCCGGUUCCGGUGGGCCGCCGGCAGCCCUAGUGCUACGUGUCGCUGGCGUGACGGCUGGCCGCCCGCAGGUAAUCAUGGAUCAGGUAAUGCAGUUUGUUGAGCCAAGUCGGCAGUUUGUAAAGGAUUCAAUUCGGCUGGUUAAAAGAUGCACCAAACCCGAUAGAAAAGAAUUCCAGAAGAUUGCCAUGGCAACAGCAAUAGGAUUUGCAAUAAUGGGCUUCAUUGGCUUCUUUGUAAAAUUGAUCCAUAUCCCUAUUAAUAACAUCAUUGUGGGUGGCUGAAUCCACUUUGGAGACAAUUUCAUCAUGGGGAUUAGUGAGUGAGUGAGGGUUUGAGAAGCUCGCGAAGUAAACAUUCAUCUAAAUUCUUGGUGUUUUUUUCUGGUUUUAUCCCCCUUCCAAGAUGUUUUCUAUUCCUAAAUUAAUUUUGAAAUAAAUUUUUUCCAUCACA